AUGAACAAGAAAAGAGUGCUGAAAAGAAUUUGGAAGACUAAAAGCACAAAAAAAGAAUUUGGAAGAUUAAAAGAACAGAAAAAAGGGUAUUGA
Spirodela intermedia is the source of this 93-nucleotide messenger RNA. The record is from the annotation of a GenBank genome assembly. Lineage: Eukaryota; Viridiplantae; Streptophyta; Magnoliopsida; Alismatales; Araceae.